UUUUCAGGACCCGAGGGCUGCAAUUUAUUCAUUUACCAUCUGCCACAGGAGUUCACCGAUACGGAUCUGGCCUCCACCUUUCUGCCCUUUGGCAAUGUGAUCUCGGCCAAGGUGUUUAUCGACAAACAGACGAGCCUGUCCAAAUGCUUUGGCUUCGUGUCCUUCGACAAUCCGGAAGCAGCCCAGGUGGCCAUCAAGGCGAUGAACGGCUUCCAGGUGGGCACCAAGCGCCUGAAGGUGCAGCUAAAGAAGCCCAAGGACUCGAAGCCAUACUAGCGGGCUGGACUUCCCAAGGAGGCCUCCGCUCCCACCAAGAUCGACGGGUCAUCCGGACUGGCGGAGACCGAUUAGAGAAUACUGAGAUUUGUCAAAUAUGGAGUAGUCAAUGAAUGAAUGAAGAGUUGCCGUGUAGAGCGCGCGCGUUGCAAGAGUAACCCCCGAUGCAAAUGCCAACGUUACCCCAUGUUGACGUAAACUGAAGGUUUACCAUUAAUUUUUCAUAUUUUGGAGGAGGCAAAGUCAAGUAGUAGUUGUUGAAGGCCACCAGCUGAAAGUUGUAUGCUUAGGUCCCGGAAACUUGUACAUAUAUCGUGCGCUUGAGUCUCAAGCAUCUGAAGAAUAAUAGAAAACACCUAUACAUUUGCUGUCGCAUAUAAAUUUUCAAGAACUGUAAAUUUUAACAACAAAACAAAUUCUCGGACGCUCUGUAAAAAUCUGUAUCCAAAAAUGUUGUACGAUAGCCAAGAAAAGCCAUUUUAUAAGCUUGUAAAGCACGCAAUUUUUAACAAAGUAAA
This is a messenger RNA of Drosophila serrata, 794 nucleotides long. RefSeq names its product bruno 1 (gene bru1). NCBI's taxonomy places the organism in Eukaryota, Metazoa, Arthropoda, Insecta, Diptera, Drosophilidae. Gene Ontology annotation, molecular function: RNA binding. The record is from RefSeq and is a predicted model, not a curated record.